Cyphellophora attinorum is the source of this 1329-nucleotide messenger RNA. RefSeq lists its product as uncharacterized. The transcript has a single exon. The coding region runs from base 1 to 1329 and encodes 442 amino acids. The record is from RefSeq and is a predicted model, not a curated record. NCBI's taxonomy places the organism in Eukaryota, Fungi, Ascomycota, Eurotiomycetes, Chaetothyriales, Cyphellophoraceae.
AUGUCUUCGAACAACCACACCCACAAUACUUCAGCCUCCUCAGCUGGAGGAAUAAGGCGCCUAGUACUCCACGAUAGAUAUGGUACAGACUAUGAGCAAGCCUUCGAGCCCUCAACUCACAUGGCCAGCCCGCCGUCCGAUCCAUCUACCGCUUUAGAGACACGAUCCAGUCGCCAAGAAAAUCAUCGAGAAAACCGCCGAACUCAGCUGGAGUACUUGGACGAGUAUGGGGAUUGGAUGGAGUUCCCCCCAGGCUUGUUAUCAAGAGACCCGAACGACGGUCUUGCUCAUGCUCCUCGGUAUCGUGUAGUUUCUCCUCACGAUGCUCCUUCCCACAUGGCGCCUGCAGCCGUCAGACCUACCAGUCCUGUCCGUUCUCAUCACGAUCCUGUCUACCCUCCUCGGAGUGCUACGCAUCGUCUUUAUACCAUAGAUGAGGUUCGUGCUCUCAAUCAGCCGUCCUUAGACGAGAUAGAGCGGAUGAUGCGAGGGAGCCCCCCCGACCCGCUCCGACCAUACAGAUCGAGUGCUGAAACCAACUCAAGAGCUACGGCGCCUCAUCAAAACAUCCCCCCAGAACGACCCUCGUCAGCGACACAAACCAACGACGCUGAUUUGAACCGGUAUCCCGGACAAAAAGCACUCGACAACUUGAUGGCAGCACUCCAACAAAACCAGCGUCCGCCUCCUCCACGAACGACAGCUGAGUCACCUCCGAGUGCUUUCGGGUCUCCUUCUGUUCGUCCGCUGGAAGAAUUGAUCAUGUUGCUCGGCGAGGACUCUGACGGUGGUAUCGGAACCGUCCAGAGUUCUGAUCGGCCUCCGUUUUCCCCACCGCUGACUAACUGGGAAGCUACACGUCGCGACCUAGAAGUUGAGGUACUUGCAAGACAGGUGGUGUUGACACAAGCCAGCAAUAGCGCAGUCAAUAUGCGGCACAGCGAGAGACCUCGGGCAGAUCUAGUCGACUCCAAUCCCCAAGCCAGUACAAUCAUCGACAGCUGCAUCACCCAUACAUGGAGUACCUCCUCACACAACUCCGACCCAAACGCAACGAUCACCAUCCACAACGAUCCUUUUCCCGCGACACAGAUUCCCCUCCUCCGUCCCGAGGCCAUAGAGCAGGACAAGUGUUGUGGUAUCUGUAUCGAGGACUACGAAGCUGGCGACAUGAUGGCUGUGAUGCCGUGCAACGCCAUGCACCGCUUCCACAUUCGAUGUAUUGAGCCAUGGCUCAUUCAGAGAGGCGCCAUGCACGGAGCAAAGAUGUCCUGUCCGUUUUGUAGGACCGAGCUGCAGUUUGGGAAGGUGUUGCAGGCUGUUCGCUGA